Messenger RNA from Torulaspora globosa, 822 nucleotides. RefSeq lists its product as uncharacterized. The transcript has a single exon. Gene Ontology annotation, cellular component: cytoplasm; membrane. Bases 1 to 822 code for a protein of 273 amino acids. The record is from RefSeq and is a predicted model, not a curated record. Lineage: Eukaryota; Fungi; Ascomycota; Saccharomycetes; Saccharomycetales; Saccharomycetaceae.
AUGGAGAGCGGCGGAUCCUGGGCUCACCAUCUGGAGCCGCUACGCGAGCAGGUCGAUUCGCUUGCGCACUGGCGGCUAUUGCGAGUCUCUGUGGUGCACUGGUUCGUGCUCGCGAUAUGGUCCGCAAGCCUGUGGCGGUUCACCAGCGUGUACCGGGAACUGUAUGGGAAGUCUGCGCUAGUGGCCAGCUUAUGCACCAACGUCUUGCUAUACGGAAUCUCGGACGCGCUGGCACAGGCGAUCCACUGCUACGCGGCAGAGGCAGUUGACCCGCUGCCGCCGAUCGUAGGCAGCACCGCUCGCAACCUGGUGGACAUCGAUAGCGAUAACCUGUCGGUGUUCAAUGAUUACGGCGGCGGAGCCGCCGUAAUCGGAUCUAUGAGCGUCGAGGAGGAUGGGGAGGAUGCGCCAGACACUUACUUCUUCGACUUCUAUCGUUGGGUCUGUUUCAUGGCGUGGGGCUUCACGCUCUCGUUCUUCCAGGUUCCCUGGUACAAGUUCUUGAACUUCUUCUAUACGGAGGACCCGACAGUGGUUCAGGUGCUGGAGCGCGUGUUGUCGGAUCAACUGCUCUAUUCGCCCGUGUCCCUUUACUGUUUCUUUAUGUACUCGAGCUAUGUGAUGGAGGGCGGCGACGCGGCCGCGUUCGGCAGGAAGAUCCAGCGGCUGUAUGUGUCGACGCUCGGGUGCAACUACCUGGUUUGGCCGGCGGUGCAGUUCGUCAACUUUCUGGCGGUGCCCAAACACCUGCAGGUGCCGUUCAGCUCGUCGGUCGGGCUGGCGUGGAACUGCUUCCUGUCGAUGAGGAACGCCGCUCGCUGA